AUGGAGCUCUUUCAACAGAACUAUGAUAUGGAAGCAUACCAAGCCACCCUCUUUGCAGAAGCAGGGAUCAAUGAAACAGAGAUCCUGGAGGAAACCAACAUGCAAGAAGAAGGAAUGCCUUCACUACUGUCCCUCAGGGAAAGGUUUCGCACCUUUGCUGCUGCUGCUGCCAACCAAACUGCCUUGAUGCAAGCUAUUCGAAACCGCCCACAACAAAUUCAAGCAAUGCAAGGAAUCCUACAAAAGUGCACGGCUACACCUUUGGGUAGGACAAAUAAAUACAAAUACAAAUACAAAUACAAAUACAACAAACAACAAACAACAAACAACAAACAACAAACAACAAACAAGCAGAGUGGAGAAAUUCAAUAUAAGGGCUUCCACUUGGAAGCUGGCCUGGCCUUGGAUGGUUCCUUCACCCAAAUGAUUUACUCUGGUGGCCAAUGGGGUCGUGUCUGUCUUGGUGGGCUUCAUUUGGGUGCACAGGUUUCCUGUGUUUGUGGAUGUGUCUAUACCUUGGAUGCAUUUCUAGUUCCCUGUGUUUAUUGGCUGGCAGCGAUUGAUAUUCCUGUUGGGUUUUUCCCUUACUCCUUAUCAGUGGUGUGA
Messenger RNA from Seminavis robusta, 606 nucleotides. NCBI's taxonomy places the organism in Eukaryota, Bacillariophyta, Bacillariophyceae, Naviculales, Naviculaceae. The record is from the annotation of a GenBank genome assembly.